UACUCUGACUGUGCACGCGUUGCAAAACUAACCCAUUCGUCUCCAUUGGGGGUUACCGCUUUUUAUCUGACUAUAUGACGCAUUGCUGUAGCCCAUUUUUGGCUUUGCCACCGAAUAAUAUCAUUCUUGCGGAUAAAAAGCGACGGUCGAGGUGGUCGUGGGAUGGCAAGUCCAACUACAACAACAACACACGCUGCUGCUGUCAACUUGCACAAAAUGCCCGCUAAACAUCCACAAAAUGAAGAAAAGAGCGAUCAGAAGAUAGAUAUAUUCAGGCACACUCCAGUGAGAUAUUUAGGAUAUGCUAAUGAGAUAGGAGAGGCUUUCAGAGCUCAGGUUCAUGUUCGGGUUGUACAUGCGAGUUACCUGGUGGCCAGUGGUUAUGUUGUGGCAGAUGCAUUGCAUAAAGGUCAACAGGCUUUAGAGAAAUCCUCGUCCACUGACAAGGAGAGGACAAGUAAGGUGUUCACAGCUGUGAUGGACACUCUGAUAUGGCAAGGCCUAGCCUCUGUAGUUAUACCUGGCUUCACCAUCAACCGUAUCUGUGCAGCCACAGGCUUCCUGCUCUCACGACGCUCUUCCUUUCCCCUACUGACCCGCAAGUGGAUGACAACAGCUGUGGGGCUGGCGUGUAUACCACUGAUUAUUUCCCCUAUCGACAGAUCUGUCGAUUAUCUAAUGAACAACACCUUUAGGAAGUGGAUUCGAUUUGAUGAAGAUUUGGAAGAAGUUGUGUACCAUAAGAGGAAGGACUGAUGCCACGAGAGGUCAUGAUUUGAGAUUUUAGGACCUUCAUACUAUAGCAGUAAUGCCAACAGUGUAUGAAAUUCUAGGUGGAUUCACACUGGAUGGGAAAACCACAGUCAAGGCAAGUUUAAAAAAAUUAUUUGUUUGGUGUGUCUUUGAAUCCAUUAGAAAAAUAGGGUAGGACAGUUGAGAUUUUUUUUAUAGAUCUGGCAAAUGAAAAAAAUUGGCAUUUUUAAAGAAAUUAACAUGGGGAAAAAUAAAAAAUAAAUGACUUUGAUCAAAAUCCCAAUAAAAACUAUUAUGGUCAAACCAUCUUUUGAAAUGAGAGCUUGUAUUUUAUGUGAGGUUACAUCAACAGAGAAGUGAGAUAUCAGCUGUUGUUGUGGUUGCCCCAUCCUGUAGGAGUCCGCCUACAAUAGUCUCUGCUGUCUGACAAUCUUUAAGUCUCAAAUUUUUUGUGCAGUUUUCAAGUGCAUAUAUUAACAAAGCAAUAAUAUACAUACUUGUGUAUAUUCAGUAUAUAUAGGUUUAUUCUGUGAUGCGCAUUAUGUUCCAGUAUUAUGCAAAUGUAUUUGCUUGUCCUGUGUAAUUCCACUCGGUAUGUCCCUUCUUGCAGCAUUUGGCAGUUGAACUUUUAUUCAGUAAUGGAUUUUUUAUACUCUGAACUCCUGGAUUUUCAUUCUGUCCUAAUGCAUUAUACAUAUUGCCAAAGAAACUCUCGAUGUAAUAUCUGAAUUAUUCAGUGCUCCGGAGGAUUUUUGUUGUUGUUGUUGUUUUAACACUACAUAUGCAGUAGGAAUGUUACUGCGUGAUCGUAAAAGAGUUAAGUGAAUUUGUUUGCCAGGGUAUUUUUUAUUGUAUACGUGUGUAUGGAAUGGAUGUGACCUUUGUGAAUAUUUGUUGGAAAAAAUAUGUGAAGAAGCCUUUUUUCUUUACCUUCCCACGUGUUUAAUACAUUGCAUAUAUAUCGCACAUAUUCUAUCUUUGCUUCUCCCACUGACUUGGACAUAUUCUAUCUUCGCUUCUCCCACUGACUUGGACAUAUUCUAUCUUCGCUUCUCCCACUGACUUGGACAUAUUCUAUCUUUGCUUCUCCCACUGACUUGGACAUAUACUAUCUUCGCUUCUCCCACUGACUGGGACAUAUACUAUCUUCGCUUCUCCCACUGACUUGGGCUUCCAGGGAAUGACAUAAAGGCAACAGUACGUAGACUCUGUUGUUAGAAAGCAAACUGUGACUCACUUUCUGCUCCCACAAAAGGAAGGUUUUUGAUGACAAUAUGAUAUCGAGUUUGAUUGAAUGGUUUUAUGUGUGGAAAUCUGUGCUUUGCAAGUAGAAAAAUCUAACUGUGUGAAACUUUGAACCACCACCUUGGUAAAUUAUACAUUAAUGUUUCCAUGUGUCAGUGGAAGUGUGGGAUAGUUUCUAUGGUUACAAAGGGAGAAUGUUCCCAGAAACAGGUCCUUUGUCAGGAGAAUCUAAUAUGUCCAAAUGUGUGAAACGUUCAACCGUGGUGAUGACUGUUACUUACUGAGUGUAUGUAGUAUUUAUAACAUUGUACCAUCAGUCGCCACGAUAUCAUGCAUGGUACAGAGAGUACAGAUGUGUUGUUUGCUUACUACUCAUGAGUGGUACUGCACAUUGUAUUUAUAAUGUUGUACCUUCAAACCAUGCAUGGUAGACAGAGUACAGAUGUGUUGUUUGCUUACUACUCAUGAGUGGUACUGCACAUUGUAUUUAUAAUGUUGU
This is a messenger RNA of Liolophura sinensis, 2497 nucleotides long. Its product is annotated as mitochondrial fission process protein 1-like. The transcript has 3 exons. Lineage: Eukaryota; Metazoa; Mollusca; Polyplacophora; Chitonida; Chitonidae. The record is from RefSeq and is a predicted model, not a curated record. The coding region runs from base 163 to 756 and encodes 197 amino acids. Gene Ontology annotation, biological process: mitochondrial fission. Gene Ontology annotation, cellular component: mitochondrion.